Molecule: messenger RNA, 555 nt
Organism: Thermochaetoides thermophila DSM 1495
Lineage: Eukaryota; Fungi; Ascomycota; Sordariomycetes; Sordariales; Chaetomiaceae
Exons: 3
Coding region: 1-555 (184 amino acids)
Source: RefSeq, a predicted model, not a curated record
AUGAAAUUCGACGCCAAAUCCCUCUUCAUCUCUUGCCUGCUCACUGGGCUUAGCUCAGCCGCUCCGGCCGCUGAUCCCAAUGCCCAGAUCGACCUGCCGGUCCUGACCCUGACCGGCGGUAUUAUCGGUCCCACGCUGGCUCCGAUCCCGACCCUGAUCCCGCCCACGUGUACGAAAUUCGUUGAUGGCGCGCUGGUGACGCCGUCCUGCUACACGCACACGACGACGGCGCCGUGCACGACGCUCAAAUCGUGCCCGCUGCCGACGAAGCCGAUCGUGUGCCCCGCGGUCAUCAAGAUCACGACCAUCUCCGUGCCUUGCAGUACGGACUGCUGCCCCGUGACGCCAACCAAGACUGUCACUCCUCGGGCGUGCCAGACCUGCAUCACCGGCUGCGUGAUUCCGACCGAGACCAUUACCGUUACCACUGGAUGCAAGCCUACGCUGACCGUGAACCCUCCGCCAACAUCUCUCACUGUCAUCCGGCCAACGCUCACUACAAUCAGGCCGCCCCUUCACACAGCGGUCAUCGAUCCUAUCCUCGAUGUUGCGUGA